AUGCGUUGUCAUCACGUCUCCCUCGCCCUGACCUACGCGGCCCUCGCCUCGGCCUGUCAGCGAGACUUCUUCGUCGAGAAGCGGCACACGCACCGCAAGCCCAUCACGAAGCGCGCCGACGACGUGUGGCCGCCCGUGCUGUCGGACGAGGAGACCAUCCUGGUCAAUGCCUUUGACAAUGUCACCGUCGAUGAGUGGUCCGACUACUACGGCCACCAAGUCAAGCUCGCGGGCCUCGGCAAAGGAGCGGCGCAGUGGACGGCGGAUCGGUGGACCGAGAAUGGCUUCGAUGCACAUCUCAAUGAGUAUCAUGUUUAUUUAAGCUACCCGGUGCAUGCUUCGCUGCAAAUCACGUACGCCAAUGGCACGACGAGCGAUGUCAGACUGGAUGAGGAUGUGCUGGAGGAGGACGAUGUGACGGGGCGGGAGGACAGGCAGCCGACUUUUCACGGUUACUCUGCGUCAGGCAAUGUAGCUGGAGAAUACGUCUACGUUGGACGUGGCUCACAGGCAGACUUUGAUCGUCUCGUCGAACUUGGAGUUGAGCUCGAAGGAAAAAUUGCAUUGGCCAGAUACGGUGGACUCUUCCGUGGUUUGAAGGUGAAGAAUGCGCAGGACCACGGCAUGAUCGGUGCUGUCAUCUUUACCGACCCCGGUGACGAUGGGAACCAGACUGUGGCCAACGGCUACGAGGCGUAUCCACACGGUCCUGCUAGAAAUCCCAGCUCUGUCCAAAAGGGCUCCGUCCUGUUCCUCUCCACUCACCCCGGUGACCCAACCACCCCAGGCUACCCAUCUCACGAGGGCGUCGAACGUGCAGACAUUUCGCCCGUCACGCCCAAAAUUCCCUCAAUCCCCAUCUCCUACGCGUCCGCCGAGCCUCUCCUGCAGGCCCUGGACGGCUUCGGAGUGUCCGCAGAGGAAGUCAACCGCACAAUCUGGGCGGGCGCGUUGAACGCCAACUACAGCUCCGGCCCGACCCCCGGCGUCACACUGCACCUUGACAACUUGAUGGAAGGUAAGAUCACGCCCAUCUGGAACGUCAUUGGCCGAAUCAACGGCACCAAUGCCGACGAGACGAUUGUCAUUGGGAACCACCGCGACACCUGGAUGAUUGGAGGCAACGGCGACCCCAACUCUGGAUCUGCUAUCCUGGUUGAGUUCACAAAAGCCGUCAACGUACUUGUUUCCAAGGGCUGGACGCCGAGGAGGAACAUCGUGAUAGCGUCAUGGGACGCCGAAGAGUAUGGCCUCAUCGGCAGCACCGAAUGGGUCGAGGAUAACGCCAACUGGCUCACCGAGACGGCCGUGGCAUAUCUCAACAUUGACGUCGCAGUGUCAGGCCCGAGACCCGCCCUCGCAACCACGCCCGAGUUACAAACCGUCGGUACCGAGAUUUUCAAGAAGAUCAUCUACCCCAACUUUGGCGGCUUCAACAUCAGUCUCUACGACGCCUGGCUGGAGUCUUCUGAAGGAAUCGUUGAGUCGCUGGGCAGCGGUAGUGACUAUACUGGCUUCUUACAUCGGGGCAUCAACUCGCUCGACGUCGGCUCGAACAACGGCGCCUCCGAUCCAAUCUGGCACUACCACUCAAACUACGACACCUACCACUGGAUGGCCAACUUUGGCGACCCUAAUUUCCUCGUCCACGCCGCUAUCGGCCAAUACCUCACACUCCUCGCCUUCCACCUCGCCGAUGACGAGGUCCUCCCCAUCGAUGUGCCCAACUAUGCCACGGAGCUGCGCGCUUACCUCUCCGACCUCGAGGAGUACGCAGAAUCCGAGGGCGCUGAGAUCGACCUCUCGGAGCUGUCCGAUGCCAUCGAGGUCUUUGCGACGCGGGCCGACGAGGUCAAGGCCUUGGAGCAGCUCGCCGUCGCGACCGGGGACGCGGACCUCAUCACGGUCGUGAACCACAAGUACCGCGACUUCCAGCGGGGGUUCAUCAGCCAGGGCGGUCUGCCUGAUCGGGAGUUCUACAAGCAUGUCAUUACUGCCCCUGGCUUGGAUACAGGAUACGCUGCUGUUCUGUUCCCUGGUAUCACUGAAGGCAUCCAAUACGGGAAGGGAAACCUCACCGUUGCUGAAGAGUGGGUUUCCAAGACUGCUAGAGGUAUCCUGCGGGCUGCAGACAUCAUCAAGACGUAA
Colletotrichum orchidophilum is the source of this 2148-nucleotide messenger RNA. Its product is annotated as PA domain-containing protein. Gene Ontology annotation, molecular function: carboxypeptidase activity. The transcript has 5 exons. Bases 1 to 2148 code for a protein of 715 amino acids. The record is from RefSeq and is a predicted model, not a curated record. Lineage: Eukaryota; Fungi; Ascomycota; Sordariomycetes; Glomerellales; Glomerellaceae.